AUGCGUUACCUUCUUCUUUUUACUGCUGGUGUGGCGCUUGCUGAUUUCGUAUCUCAAAAUUCGGGAUACGAAGCUGCUGAAAAGUUACAACCAAGUCCAGUUCCUCCGGUAUCUGCUAGUGGAGGGGAUCAGCAGGCAUACAACACCGACGGCAAUCAGAAUCCAGAGGCUCCUCCACAGGACCGUCGCCCACCUUCACCACCAGCAUCAGUCCAGAGUCCGCUUGCACAGGCGCCUCCAUCCUCCCUUCAUAUACGGCCACCACUCACAGCACCAUCUCCACCUGGCUUUUCAGGACAGGGUCAGCCUCCAUUUAUUGGAUCGAAUUCAUCUGUACAGCCACAACUUCCUCAAUCAACCUUCACUGCACCUGCUCCACCUCCUUAUCCACCACAACCUCAACCUAAUCGUCCAGCAUCGGCCGAACCUACCAAAGUACAAUCAUCUCCACCUUCGUUCCCAACUCCAGGAGCGAAGCCUCUUACUGGGGAAUCCACGGUACGUUCUCAGUACUUCACGUUCUGUUCUUGA
Molecule: messenger RNA, 531 nt
Organism: Cooperia oncophora
Lineage: Eukaryota; Metazoa; Nematoda; Chromadorea; Rhabditida; Trichostrongylidae
Source: the annotation of a GenBank genome assembly